This is a messenger RNA of Colias croceus (clouded yellow), 2577 nucleotides long. RefSeq lists its product as uncharacterized. The record is from RefSeq and is a predicted model, not a curated record. NCBI's taxonomy places the organism in Eukaryota, Metazoa, Arthropoda, Insecta, Lepidoptera, Pieridae. Bases 1 to 2577 code for a protein of 858 amino acids. The transcript is spliced from 2 exons.
AUGUUGCUGGUGCGCGGCAGCACCACGCAGGCGGGCUGCCUGGCGCUGUCGCUGCGCGUGCCGCCGCACUUCGCGCCCUCCGGCAUCGCGCACUACCUCAUCCUCGCCACGCCCAAGGGCUACAAGAUCAAGGUGCGCUGCAGUGCAAUGUUGCUGGUGCGCGGCAGCACCACGCAGGCGGGCUGCCUGGCGCUGUCGCUGCGCGUGCCGCCGCACUUCGCGCCCUCCGGCAUCGCGCACUACCUCAUCCUCGCCACGCCCAAGGGCUACAAGAUCAAGGUGCGCUGCAGUGCAAUGUUGCUGGUGCGCGGCAGCACCACGCAGGCGGGCUGCCUGGCGCUGUCGCUGCGCGUGCCGCCGCACUUCGCGCCCUCCGGCAUCGCGCACUACCUCAUCCUCGCCACGCCCAAGGGCUACAAGAUCAAGGUGCGCUGCAGUGCAAUGUUGCUGGUGCGCGGCAGCACCACGCAGGCGGGCUGCCUGGCGCUGUCGCUGCGCGUGCCGCCGCACUUCGCGCCCUCCGGCAUCGCGCACUACCUCAUCCUCGCCACGCCCAAGGGCUACAAGAUCAAGGUGCGCUGCAGUGCAAUGUUGCUGGUGCGCGGCAGCACCACGCAGGCGGGCUGCCUGGCGCUGUCGCUGCGCGUGCCGCCGCACUUCGCGCCCUCCGGCAUCGCGCACUACCUCAUCCUCGCCACGCCCAAGGGCUACAAGAUCAAGGUGCGCUGCAGUGCAAUGUUGCUGGUGCGCGGCAGCACCACGCAGGCGGGCUGCCUGGCGCUGUCGCUGCGCGUGCCGCCGCACUUCGCGCCCUCCGGCAUCGCGCACUACCUCAUCCUCGCCACGCCCAAGGGCUACAAGAUCAGGGUGCGCUGCAGUGCAAUGUUGCUGGUGCGCGGCAGCACCACGCAGGCGGGCUGCCUGGCGCUGUCGCUGCGCGUGCCGCCGCACUUCGCGCCCUCCGGCAUCGCGCACUACCUCAUCCUCGCCACGCCCAAGGGCUACAAGAUCAAGGUGCGCUGCAGUGCAAUGUUGCUGGUGCGCGGCAGCACCACGCAGGCGGGCUGCCUGGCGCUGUCGCUGCGCGUGCCGCCGCACUUCGCGCCCUCCGGCAUCGCGCACUACCUCAUCCUCGCCACGCCCAAGGGCUACAAGAUCAAGGUGCGCUGCAGUGCAAUGUUGCUGGUGCGCGGCAGCACCACGCAGGCGGGCUGCCUGGCGCUGUCGCUGCGCGUGCCGCCGCACUUCGCGCCCUCCGGCAUCGCGCACUACCUCAUCCUCGCCACGCCCAAGGGCUACAAGAUCAAGGUGCGCUGCAGUGCAAUGUUGCUGGUGCGCGGCAGCACCACGCAGGCGGGCUGCCUGGCGCUGUCGCUGCGCGUGCCGCCGCACUUCGCGCCCUCCGGCAUCGCGCACUACCUCAUCCUCGCCACGCCCAAGGGCUACAAGAUCAAGGUGCGCUGCAGUGCAAUGUUGCUGGUGCGCGGCAGCACCACGCAGGCGGGCUGCCUGGCGCUGUCGCUGCGCGUGCCGCCGCACUUCGCGCCCUCCGGCAUCGCGCACUACCUCAUCCUCGCCACGCCCAAGGGCUACAAGAUCAAGGUGCGCUGCAGUGCAAUGUUGCUGGUGCGCGGCAGCACCACGCAGGCGGGCUGCCUGGCGCUGUCGCUGCGCGUGCCGCCGCACUUCGCGCCCUCCGGCAUCGCGCACUACCUCAUCCUCGCCACGCCCAAGGGCUACAAGAUCAAGGUGCGCUGCAGUGCAAUGUUGCUGGUGCGCGGCAGCACCACGCAGGCGGGCUGCCUGGCGCUGUCGCUGCGCGUGCCGCCGCACUUCGCGCCCUCCGGCAUCGCGCACUACCUCAUCCUCGCCACGCCCAAGGGCUACAAGAUCAAGGUGCGCUGCAGUGCAAUGUUGCUGGUGCGCGGCAGCACCACGCAGGCGGGCUGCCUGGCGCUGUCGCUGCGCGUGCCGCCGCACUUCGCGCCCUCCGGCAUCGCGCACUACCUCAUCCUCGCCACGCCCAAGGGCUACAAGAUCAAGGUGCGCUGCAGUGCAAUGUUGCUGGUGCGCGGCAGCACCACGCAGGCGGGCUGCCUGGCGCUGUCGCUGCGCGUGCCGCCGCACUUCGCGCCCUCCGGCAUCGCGCACUACCUCAUCCUCGCCACGCCCAAGGGCUACAAGAUCAAGGUGCGCUGCAGUGCAAUGUUGCUGGUGCGCGGCAGCACCACGCAGGCGGGCUGCCUGGCGCUGUCGCUGCGCGUGCCGCCGCACUUCGCGCCCUCCGGCAUCGCGCACUACCUCAUCCUCGCCACGCCCAAGGGCUACAAGAUCAAGGGUUUCACGAAGGAGUUCAGCUCGCUGAGCGCGCUGGUGACGCACCACAGCGUGAUGCCGGAGCUGCUGCCCGUGGCGCUGCGCCUGCCGCGCGCGCCCGCCCGCCCGCGACAAGACCUCGAGCCGCUCGACGCGCUGGCGCAGCUCGUGCGCCGCGACACUGCGCACCCGCACCCGCCGCACCCGCACCCGCCGCACCCGCACCCCCCGCACCCGUACCGCGCGCCGCUCGACGUAUGA